AUGGCUAAAAGUAAACUACUGCGUCGUCCUUUAGCACCUGCUAAAAGUUUACCGCCUACGUUAGGUGCUACAAAAGAAAUAACAUCAACUGAAUCUCAGGUAAAAUCACCCAAUAUAACAACUAUAUCGAGCGAUUCUUUAUCAAUUGCGGAUAGUAAGUUAAGCGACAAACAGCAUCAAGUACAUGUUCUAGCAGAAGAUAAAGCAGAAGAUCAAGCAGCUUAUCUAGAUGAAAACCAAGCAGAUAUUGGAGCUCCUACGCCACAUACUUCCUUCGUUGAAGAAACUAGCAUAGUUGGAAAUAAGCUUCUUCAAAGUUUAACAUUAGAGGAUAUCGAAUUUGUGAAAGAAGCUGGUCCCGAUCCUUUACCAAGACGUCGUUAUACAAAACCAACAAAACCUACUGCGAAAUUUAACUAUCAAGACCAAUAUGGCGUAUUUAUUAAAUCCAACCCAAUAUUCACUCUUGAUGAUUUCAAACUUAAUCCCAAACAGGUGGAGGGUAACGAUUUAACGAUUGUUGCUCGUAGCUUAAUGUUAUCAAAAAAGAAUUAUGAUGAAAUGGUAGCCAUUUUUGCCCGAAAUUCAAAUAAAACUCUGAAGCCUGCUCAAGUUUCCGUUGAUGACAUCGACUUACCAGCUGUUAAGCUUCCACGUCGGCCAUAUAAGCAAUUGCUAAUAGAAUCUAAGAAAGAACAGUUAGAUGAAUAUGUUAGAGGGCAUGCUGCCACACCUGGAGCAAGUAGCAUAAGUUAUACAAGAAGUUCAUCAUCUUGGAAAGUGGACGCUCAUACUGAAUCAGAAUACAUGUCCAAACUAAAUGAAUCCAAAAACGAGCAAAGCCAAGAUCUAGACGCGAAUUUUCCUCUCUUAGCGAUGGAAGGUAAUUUAGAUGUCAAUCCAUCAGAAGCUGCGGUAUUUAAUUGCAUGAUCCAAGCAAAAGGAUUCUCUCUAAGUUUAAAGGCCUAUUUUAUAAGCUCCUUACCUAAUUUAUCACCUGUUUUCCAAACAUUACGUUGGUUAAAUUUGUCAUUUAAUAAUUUUACGGAAUUUCCUUCGGAGUUAUACGAAUUAAAAUAUCUUGAAGUACUUUAUUUAAGAAAUAACCCAAUUCCGGAAAUUCCUACAGACAUUGACAGGCUAUCCAACCUUAAAACGUUAGGCGCAUCUCACUGCUUAUUGAAUAGUUUACCGGAAAGAAAUCUUCGGAUUUUAAACUUGGAAGGAAAUGAAAUUGUUGCUUUACCAUGCGAUGUCAUGAAUUUAGAUCUCAAACAUUUGUAUAUUGCCAAUAACUACAUCCAUCCACUAUUCUGGGCUAAUUAUACUAAAAAUGAUCCGCAGCCUUUAAAGGAUAUAACAGCAAUCGUCUUUCGCCAAAGUGGACUCCAUCUAAGAUACCAAUCUCUGCCAGAAAAUAUUGAAGAAAUACUAAGCAAGGAACGUCAGUGCCUUUGCUGUGGAGGACCAAUUUAUGGCGAGGGGUUAAAAGUUAUUCGCCCUGCAGGACGAAUGUUUGGUGUGCAUACCUUACCUUUAAUAUUUCGAUCUUGCUCACCAUAUUGUCGUAUCUAUUAUAAUCAAGUAGCAGAAUCACUUAUAUAUAAAGCGAUGGAAGAAUCUUAA
Trichoplax adhaerens is the source of this 1626-nucleotide messenger RNA. RefSeq lists its product as uncharacterized. The record is from RefSeq and is a predicted model, not a curated record. The transcript is spliced from 11 exons. Lineage: Eukaryota; Metazoa; Placozoa; Uniplacotomia; Trichoplacea; Trichoplacidae. Gene Ontology annotation, molecular function: protein binding. Bases 1 to 1626 code for a protein of 541 amino acids.